AUGCCGCGAGACAACAAAACUCCUCUCAUCCAGAAAAUAGCCAAACAAGCCUAUACGACAUUCAGAGGCUUGUCUGCCAACAGCGACAAUGAAGUCGUUGAGGACAAACUUAACGGGCUAAUCUCCUUGGUAACUGCCGUCAGGGCUUCCGACGUGAAAAUUGCUCCUCGGAAAAACAACUCGAGCUCCGGGGCAGCGGAGCUCCAGAGCCCCCCGGUCACCUACAUGCACAUUUGCGAGACGGAGGUGUUCAGUAUGGGUGUGUUCCUGCUGAGGAGCGGCGCGUCCAUACCGCUACACGAUCACCCGGGGAUGAACGGGAUGCUCAAGGUUCUCUAUGGAAAGGUGAACGUCCGCUGCUUUGACAAGCUGGAGCAAAACCUGGCUGUAACCACAGUCCCACCCGUAUUUGACCCCCCGGUACCCCCGCUGCAGAUGACCUCCGUGUGGCGUGCCGUGCUCCGCUCAGUGGUUGAGUACUCAGAGAACAGUGGGCCAUGUCUGCUCACUCCUGUGCGGGAUAACCUUCACCAGAUCGACGCAGUCGAUGGGCCCGCCGCCUUCCUGGACAUCCUGGCUCCUCCGUACAACUCAGAUGAUGGGCGAGACUGUCACUAUUACAAAGUCCUGCAAAGUGCACUGGAAGAUGAAACCGAUGCAAAAGGUCACCAGGAGCAGCAGGGAGAGAAGGGGAAGGAAGAGGAGGUGUGGCUCUUAGAAAUCCCUCAGCCGGAGGAUUUCUGGUGUGGUGGGGAAUCAUACCCAGGGCCUGCAGUGUCUGUGUAAUAGAAGCCUGUGCUCGAAAGGAAACACACUACAAAGUAUUACAGACGUGUUUGUUCUGCCAUCUUCCAGAAGGAAAACCAUAAUCACCUGGAAGUUACCUGGACUGACUGCCUUGCUCUUGGUUAAGGAUAAUAUAUUAGUGCAGAGGUAUACACAGGCUUAAACUGACUUAAAUAAGGACAUAAGGACAACUGAACAGCCUUCCACAAAUAUCCCUGUGGUAUUGGGAAGUGUUAUCCCGGGGAAUUCUCAUUCCUAAUAUGGUGUUUUCCUUCGGAUCAUUAUGUUGCCGUGUACACUUUGUGAAUGGUGGGGUAUCAUUAGGAUCUCUGCUGCAGAGAGCCUCCACAUUGCCAAAGCCUGCAGCUCUCCUGUCUGCCUUAUAUGUGAAUACUGAAUGUACACUUAUGAAGAAGGCCAUGUACCCACUCACUGCACACAUUAUAUUUACGCUUUCUUUUUACUCUUUUCACUUAUCCAUGACAUGCUUCCUAAACAGGUUUGGUCAGUUAUUAGAGGAAAGAAAAAAGCAGUUUUUACAAACAUGGCUAUGGCUAAGUGCUGGAAAUGGAAGAUGUAUUGGAUAACUGUAAUAUUUUAACCAUUUUCACUGUCUUUGACGUGUAUCCUGCGUAUGUCACCUGAGCUUAUGUCUGGAAUUUCCUUCGGCCUACAUUUGACUCCACACACAUUUGUGUCAGUAUGACCAUGAUGCUGUUACUGUGAUGAUGAAUGUAUGUGGAGCAAUAAAACAGAUGAAGAUGCUCACAAAUAAAAAAUGUCUUUUAUCGUUAAUAGAGUUAAUAGAAAUCUGACGAAAGUUACUAUAUUUUGGGAGGAGGGUGGGUGCUAAUCAGCAGAAACCUGCCUGGCCUGUCAGUGACCUGCCUGAGUGUAGUCUGCAGUGCUGAUCCUGAGUGGAAAUGCUGUUGAUGGGCUGUUUUGACCCAAUCAACAGAGUGUAUUUCUCCAGAAUGCCUGCAGAAACUCGUGCUGUUAUGGUCCUGGCUCAGUGACCAAGUGUUUUGAGUUUUUGUAUCAUUAUUGAACUUUGAUUUUGUCUUUGUUUAUCUUUUCUAGUUUUUGGUUUCUGUGUUCCAUGGUUGCUGUUCCCUCCUAGUCAAGUUAUGUUUCCUGUUUUACUUUGAAAGUCUGUGUCCUAUGUAAAUGUAUUGAGUUUUGCUUCCUGUCUCGUCUUGUCAAUUACUUCCAGCUGUGUUGUCCUUCUGUGUGUCAUUCCCUCGUUAUCCCUCUGUGUAUUUAAGCCUCUGUUAGCUGCUGGUUCGCCUGUGUGAUCUCCCUCCUUCAUCUUAUGUUUUCCCUCCGUGUCUCUCUGCGUCUCUGUUUUUGGCUUCAGGUUUGUUUUGUUAGUUUUAUUCUCGCCUUGCUGUUUCUGUUUGUUUUCUCCUACCUCUUAAAAUAAAGCUUACUCGCAUCAAAA
Molecule: messenger RNA, 2227 nt
Organism: Neolamprologus brichardi
Lineage: Eukaryota; Metazoa; Chordata; Actinopteri; Cichliformes; Cichlidae
Gene: adoa
Product: 2-aminoethanethiol dioxygenase a
Cellular component (GO): mitochondrion
Molecular function (GO): oxidoreductase activity, acting on single donors with incorporation of molecular oxygen, incorporation of two atoms of oxygen
Source: RefSeq, a predicted model, not a curated record